Molecule: messenger RNA, 2016 nt
Organism: Aspergillus homomorphus CBS 101889
Lineage: Eukaryota; Fungi; Ascomycota; Eurotiomycetes; Eurotiales; Aspergillaceae
Product: S53 family peptidase
Exons: 7
Coding region: 1-1995 (664 amino acids)
Biological process (GO): proteolysis
Molecular function (GO): tripeptidyl-peptidase activity; serine-type endopeptidase activity
Source: RefSeq, a predicted model, not a curated record
AUGCUUGUCCGCCAGCUCACCGUGGCUUUGGCCGUCGCCGCUCUGGCCAAUGCUCUCCCGACGACAGUCAAACAUGUCCUUCAUGAGAAGCGCGACCGGGCUUCCUCAGACUGGGUGAAGAGGGCCCGCGUUGACAGUCAUGCCGUCCUACCCAUGCGUAUUGGGCUCGCCCAGAGCAACUUGGAGAAGGGAUACGACUAUCUUAUGGAGGUCUCCCAUCCGGAUUCUGCCAACUACGGCCAAUACUGGACAGCGGACCAAGUUCAUGACAUGUUCAGUCCAUCAGAAGAAGCAGUCGAAGCAGUGAGGGAAUGGCUCGUCUCGGCCGGUAUUGACUCGUCUCGAGUUGUUCAUUCCGACAACAAGGGCUGGCUCGCCUUCGAUGCUUAUGCACACGAGGCGGAAAGUCUUCUCAAGACCAAGUUUCACGAGCAUCAUAGCGCUAACAGCGAGAGAAUCAGAGUUGGAUGCGAAAGUUACCAUGUCCCUGAACACAUCCAGCAUCACAUCGACUACAUCACACCAGGUGUCAAACUCACCCCAGUGGUAAAGAAGAACAAGAAUGUAAAGCGGGCAUCACAGCUUGCUCACUCCUCCAAGCUGAAGCACAUCACCGGGGAUGAGAUUAUCUCAAGCAAGGCGAAAUUGCUACCUACUGAGCUGCAAGGCUGCGGAUCAAACAUGACUCCCACCUGCAUUAAGGCCUUGUACAAGAUCCCUGAUGCGACAAAGGCGACGAAGGGCAACACUCUGGGACUUUAUGAGCAGGGCGACUACUUUGCCAAGGCCGAUCUCGAUCUUUUCUACAAAGACUACGCUCCUUGGGUGCCUCGGGGGACAUAUCCUAUUCCGGCCCUCAUCGAUGGAGCCAACUACUCGGUCCCGACUCACAGCUCCCUGAACAAAGGCGAAUCAAACAUCGACAUUGAUAUGGCCUACGCUCUUAUCUACCCACAGCAGAUCACUCUUUACCAGGUUGACGACCAGUAUUACGAGCCCGUUGAGGUUGCCACUACCAAUCUCUUUAAUACCUUCUUGGAUGCUUUGGAUGGUUCGUACUGCACCUACAGCGCAUAUGGGGAGACCGGCAAUGACCCGAAAAUCGACCCUGUCUAUCCUGACACUAACCCUGGCGGAUACAAAGGCAAGCUGCAGUGUGGUGUCUACAAGCCAACCAACGUCAUCAGCGCCAGUUACGGCCAGGCCGAGAAGGACCUCCCCGUCUCGUACACCAAGCGCCAAUGCAACGAGUUCCUGAAGCUGGGCCUGCAAGGCCACUCCAUACUCUUCGCAUCUGGCGACUACGGCGUUGCUUCCUUCGCGAAUGACGGAGGGAACAAGAACGGCUGCCUUGGCCCUGAGGCGAAAAUCUUCAACCCUCAAUACCCGUCCAACUGCCCUUACGUGACUUCCGUUGGUGGCACCAUGCUCUAUCCCAACCAGACCUACAAGGACAAGGAAAGCGUGAUGCACGUGAAUCUGGGCGGCACAGCCAGCAACUUCAGCUCAUCUGGUGGUUUCUCCAACUACUUCCCCCAGCCCGAGUACCAGAAGAAAGCGGUUGAGAAGUACUUCGAGAGGGCCAACCUGAGCUACCCGUACUACUCGGAGCUCGAGGUCGAUCUCAACACGACCAAGGGCCUGUACAACCGCAUUGGUAGGGCGUACCCCGAUGUCUCGGCCAACGGAGCCAAUUUCCGCGCCUAUAUGGGAGAGGAGCUGUACCAUUUCUACGGAGCGAGCUUGGCGUCGCCACUUUUUGCCUCCGUGCUUACGCUGAUCAAUGAGGAGCGACUGGCGAUUGGAAAGGGUCCCGUCGGCUUCGUUAACCCCGUCCUCUACGCACACCCCGAAGCCCUGAACGAUAUCACCAACGGCACCAACGCUGGCUGUGGUACCUACGGCUUUAGCGCUAUCCCCGGAUGGGACCCAACUACUGGAUUGGGUACGCCCAACUACCCCAAGCUCAAGAAGCUUUUCCUGUCUCUUCCGUAGGAGGGUCGCAGGAGGUCGGAC